AUGACUACCUAUACCAUCAAUGAGGCGGAGCUGAAACAGCUGAAGUCUAAGACCAUUCUAGUGACUGGAUGCUCUACCGGCAUCGGUCGGGCAACUGCUCAAAUUGCACAUGCAAAUGGCGCGAAUCUCAUCCUUGGAGACUGGAACCAAGAAGCUGCCCAGGCAUUGAUCAAAACAUUGGGUUUCCCCAGCAAUGUCCUCUUCCACAAGACUAAUGUUGCGAAUUGGGAUGAUGUAUUCGAUCUGUUCCAAGCCGGAUCCGAGAAGUUUGGUGUGAUCGAUGCGGUAAUAUCCAACGCCGGUGUCACUUCCGGGGAAACACUCCUGAACGAGGCAAUUAAUGCCUCGACAGGCAGACUGCAGCCGCCAAAACUCGACUCAAUUAAUAUCAAUCUUAUCGGUCAUCUUUUCGUAAUCCGAUGCGCAGCGGCCACAUUUAUUGACGCCGCGCCUUUGAGCCUGUAUGCCACGUGCAAGACCGGUCUCCUUGGAUUGAUGCGAUCACUUAAGAGUAUCUUGAUCCACAGCAACAUCACUAUUAAUAUUAUUGCGCCGUGGGCGACGGCAUCAAUCAAUUUCGAUCGAACAUUCUUCGACGAAAGAGACGCGACGUUUUUUUGCGGUGCUAAUAGAACUGAGCCGUCAAGGAGAUUGCUUCCCUUCAUUGCCGCUGAUAAGGCCGAAUAUGGCUUAGGGACAUCCAAGUUGAUCUGA
Penicillium longicatenatum is the source of this 714-nucleotide messenger RNA. RefSeq lists its product as uncharacterized. Lineage: Eukaryota; Fungi; Ascomycota; Eurotiomycetes; Eurotiales; Aspergillaceae. The transcript is spliced from 5 exons. The record is from RefSeq and is a predicted model, not a curated record. The coding region runs from base 1 to 714 and encodes 237 amino acids.